AUGCCCAAAGUCAACUCGCGCAAGCGCCCUGGCGCAUCGUCCUCGUCCCCGUCCUCGCCGUACAAUAAACCGCCCUUCGCAGCCCCCUCCUCCACUUCCAACGCAAUCUUCCGCAUGAACACGACCCUUGGUCAGCACGUGCUGAAGAACCCCGGCGUCGCCCAGGCAAUCGUCGACAAAGCCUCCCUGAAACAGUCCGAUGUCGUGUUAGAAGUCGGUCCAGGUAGCGGCAACCUCACCGUGAAGAUCCUGGAACAGGCGAAGAAAUGCAUCGCCGUGGAACUGGACCCCCGCAUGGCCGCCGAAGUGACGAAGAGAGUUCAAGGCACGAGUAUGCAGAAGCGAUUAGACGUUGUGCUGGGCGAUGUGAUCAAGACGGAUCCGCUGCCCUACUUCGACGUGUGCAUAUCCAACACGCCGUAUCAAAUCUCCAGUCCCCUGGUGUUUAAACUAUUGGCCCACAACCCGCCGGCCAGGGUUUGCAUCUUGAUGUUCCAGCGCGAAUUCGCCAUGCGCCUCUUCGCGAAACCAGGAGACAAACUCUACAGUCGGCUGAGCGUGAAUGCGCAAAUGUGGGCCAAGAUCGACCACAUCAUGAAAGUAGGCAAGAACAACUUCAAGCCGCCGCCGCAGGUCGAGUCGAGCGUCGUGAGGCUGGUGCCGAAGAAUCCGAGGCCGAACAUCAGCUACGAGGAGUGGGAUGGCUUAUUGCGGAUAUGCUUCGUGCGCAAAAACAAGACAUUGAGGGCGAGUUUCUUGGGCACAAGCAGUGUGCUGAGCAUGCUCGAACAGAAUUACCGCACGUUUUGUGCUCAAAACAAUGUCCCUAUCGAGGAAGGGCCGGUCGAAGAAUCAACAAUGUUGGAAGUGGAAAACUUUCAAGAAGAUCCAGAACAGGAUCUCGAUGGUGAUGAAGCAGAGGAAUGGGGUGGCUUCAUGGAUGUGGACGACGAGGAAGACUCUCUUCCCACAUUUCUCAAAGAACAAUACGCAUCAAAGUCCCAGCUACCGGAGCGGACACCGUCACGUAAGAAGCGCGACAAGGUGUUUCUCCUCGUGCGAGAAAAAGUCCGCUCAGUCCUGGAGGAUAAGACGUCGUUGGCAGAUAAGAGGGCCCGCAUGUGCGACGAGGCAGACUUCUUAAAACUCCUCUACCACUUUAACCUGGAGGGUAUUCAUUUCAUGGGCAUCAAGCAUGGCGGAGAGUAG
This is a messenger RNA of Cladophialophora yegresii CBS 114405, 1209 nucleotides long. RefSeq names its product 16S rRNA (-N6/-N6)-dimethyltransferase. Lineage: Eukaryota; Fungi; Ascomycota; Eurotiomycetes; Chaetothyriales; Herpotrichiellaceae. Gene Ontology annotation, molecular function: rRNA (adenine-N6,N6-)-dimethyltransferase activity. Gene Ontology annotation, cellular component: mitochondrial matrix. The coding region runs from base 1 to 1209 and encodes 402 amino acids. The transcript has a single exon. Gene Ontology annotation, biological process: rRNA methylation. The record is from RefSeq and is a predicted model, not a curated record.